AAACCAAGACUGUCAAGCCAAUAUGGAUACAACCGUUAUUGAGGUUCAAGUGCGUCUCCUUUUUAAACGCAUCCUCUCGGUAUUGGCACGCUUCUGUAUUCUUUCCAACUUUAUCGCCGAUAUCAUAUAUCUUUGCAAUGGAGACAAUUGGCUGAUGGAGCGAAAUGUAGUCAGUUUGACUUGGCGUUGUGGACGCGAGAUCGCCACCAUUUACGUUUGCACCUUAUUGGGUUUGGAAAUGGCGGGCUGUUUUUUGAUGAUAGGGGAUCGCAAUCGUCGCAGUGCCGCCUGCAUUCUAUCGCUCGUGGCGCACCUGAAGGUUGUUGCUAAUCCUGCGUUCUGGACUCUGGAUAUCUAUAUAGAUACCUGUGCGCUGGCCAGUGCUCUGCUGCUGCUGCUCGCUUUGCGAAAACCGAGAGGACAGACCCGCAUGACUUUUCUCUUUAUGGCAUAUUUAACAUACCAUCAUUUGGAUUCUUGGUACUGGCGAACCCUCAACAGAUAUCUGAUUAGAUUUCUCAUUGCCUUCAUAUUGAUUGGCUAUCGUAUGCGCCUGGCUGUAAGUCUGUUAAUUGCUUUGACGGCCCUGCACGCUUUUCAUUCUUCCGCCUGGUGGAAUGUGCCGUUCGAACAGCAUUCAGAACGGAGCUUUAAACGUUUCUACUUCUGGAACAAAAUGUCCUUACUGGGCGGUCUGUUUAUGACCGCAAUAUAUUCCAACUAUCGUUGUAUGCUCUAGAUUGCAAAUAAAUGAUCUGAAUCAUGGAAA
Messenger RNA from Scaptodrosophila lebanonensis, 769 nucleotides. Its product is annotated as surfeit locus protein 4 homolog. The record is from RefSeq and is a predicted model, not a curated record. Gene Ontology annotation, cellular component: membrane. NCBI's taxonomy places the organism in Eukaryota, Metazoa, Arthropoda, Insecta, Diptera, Drosophilidae. The coding region runs from base 23 to 739 and encodes 238 amino acids. The transcript has a single exon.